Colossoma macropomum (tambaqui) is the source of this 883-nucleotide messenger RNA. Its product is annotated as titin-like. Lineage: Eukaryota; Metazoa; Chordata; Actinopteri; Characiformes; Serrasalmidae. Bases 51 to 698 code for a protein of 215 amino acids. The transcript is spliced from 2 exons. The record is from RefSeq and is a predicted model, not a curated record.
GAUGGCAAAUACAUAUUUAAUUACAAAUGAUUAAAGUAUGAUACAAUGUCAUGUCAUACCUCCUAGAGAUAGAAAUGAACUUCACAGACCCACUAAAGGAUGUUUCGGUUCCUGAAAAGAAACAGGCAAAAUUUGAGUGUUCCAUCACUAAGGAUGUGCCUAAAGUGAUGUGGUUUAAAGGUUCUGACAUUAUAACUUCUGGAAAUAAAUAUGAAAUCAUUGAUGAUGGAAAGAAACACAUUUUGAUAAUAAAUAACUGUGAAUUUGACGAUGAGGGAGAAUACACUAUUGAGGUCUUGGGCAAAACAUCAACAGCUAAACUAAUAGUAGAGGGUAUGAGGCUGAAGUUCAUCUCAGAAUUAAAGGACCUAAUUGUGAAGGAAGGUAAAAUUGCCCGGUUUGAGCUUGAGCUCUCUCAUGAAAAUGUGUCGGUGGUAUGGUACAAAAAUGAAAUCAAACUGCAUCCAAGCAGAACAGUGAUAACCCAUUUUGAAGGAGUAAGACAUGUAUUAGAAAUGAAGGAAGUCACACUAGAUGAUACUUGCGAAAUAAAGGCAGAGGCAAAAGGAAUCACAACCAAGGCUAAGCUGCUGGUCAUAGGUAAUUUUUUCCUUCAUAUUCCUUUCUUGAUUAUAUUUUAUGAUGUAACUUGGAGUUUGAACAAAAAUGCUAAAACACUAAUAAUGAACGAAAGCUAGUAGCCACUGGUAAGCCCUGUGGGAUCGGCUUAUGUGGUGGCCACUACUAUGAAUGUAAAAGCACACUUGUACUGAACUUGUUGAACUAUAAAUUGUUACUAAUUCUCUCUUGGGCAGUACCACUAAGAAACACUUCAUAAAUAGGCAGAUUUCAGUGUGUACAUUUUUGCUAACAUAAAUUAUCU